Molecule: messenger RNA, 480 nt
Organism: Venustampulla echinocandica
Lineage: Eukaryota; Fungi; Ascomycota; Leotiomycetes; Helotiales; Pleuroascaceae
Exons: 2
Coding region: 1-480 (159 amino acids)
Source: RefSeq, a predicted model, not a curated record
AUGAAGCUCACUUCAAUCAUAUCCGCACUUCCGCUUUUCACAGCUUUUGCAUACGCGGCUGAUUCCAAACUCGACGUUGCCUCAGUGAUCUCUGAGUUCUACCCGACAAAAACCCCCAGCGUCGAGGCUGCAGUCUCCACCUCUCUGGCAUCUGCGCUCCACAGCGUACAGGCCUCUUGGUUUGAUAGUCCAGCCCAGACAUCCGCCUACAAAGCCAUCUACUCCGCCGCUCCUUCGAGUCUCAAAUCUUCGCUUGCUUCGUCGGGAUACAGGUACGCACAGAUCACUACACAGGAGUGGUAUACGAAGGACGUACCGAAAGCUCAGCAGACAGAUCUCGCCAAGGAGGACGAGGCCCUCAAGAGUGCGGCGCGGAAGAUUCUGGGUACUUCAACGAGCACGGGAGGUGCAGUGCAGAGAACUGGCAUGGCCGUUGCUGGCGUUGUUGGCGCAGUUGGAGCUGUUCUGGCAGCUCUGUAG